Molecule: messenger RNA, 1854 nt
Organism: Babesia sp. Xinjiang
Lineage: Eukaryota; Apicomplexa; Aconoidasida; Piroplasmida; Babesiidae
Product: ATP-dependent rRNA helicase SPB4
Exons: 1
Coding region: 1-1854 (617 amino acids)
Biological process (GO): ribosome biogenesis
Cellular component (GO): nucleus
Molecular function (GO): ATP binding; nucleic acid binding
Source: RefSeq, a predicted model, not a curated record
AUGGCGCGAGCCGUACGGCUUAGACGCUUAGCAGCUGCCGCUCAGCCUACUCCAGAUCAUGUUGGAGCCAGUCUGGCACGUUGUAUUGCUCCUUUGACUGCCAAUGUUCGAGUUUGGGGCUCGUCACUAGUUGAGCUCAACCCACAUCUCUCACCUAUCCUGAUGCACAAAAAAGCACUGGCCUUCAUCAGACGGUUUAAGAGAGUCAGAUUGUGUGUUAAUGGUCGUAUGGUGGUGCCCAAUGGUAUACAACUGAGCUCAUUGAGGCCUCAGCUUGCUGGAGGAGAUCUGUUUAUCGCAGCGCCGCAGCACAGUGGUAAAACAUUUUUGUACUUGCUCCCCCAAGCCAUUCACCAUGCGUACACGAGAGUGAAUGGAGCUGAUAGCAUUCAUUAUAAAACCUUGGUACUUGUACCAACAUUAGAUCUCGUUUUGCUUGGCAGCAGGAGCGCGGCUGGAGUCUUGAGACAGACGUCUAACGUAUUGGCAUUAUACUACAGAGAUGUAACCAACGGUCAUUACAAAACCCUUAUACCAAAGGCAGAUAUAAUCUAUACAACACCACAAUGUGCUCUGAAAGCCAUUUUGGGAGCCCCCAAUGUAUUCAAGGAUCUAAGGGCGCUGGUCCUUGACGAGGCACAAAGGCUACUCAAGGUGCAGUCGGCUCCAACCGUUCUGCGUGUGAAAUCUUUGUUGCAACCAGACAUUCAGACGAUUGUUUUGGCCCCUCGAAAUGACCACAUGCUACGAGAGAUUGUGAGCCGAGCACUUAGGGUUGAUAUGAAGCUAAUUUCGUUCUGCACGGAGUAUGACGGCUACCCAGUGGCUCGCCAUUUUUGGGGUCCUCAACGCAGUACCAAGUUUCAUGUGUUGCGUGAUGUAAACCUGCAUGAGACAUGCCCUGCGGAACCAACAAAUGGUAUAGAACUAAACGUCCAACAAAGCAGGACACGGGUUAUCGAAAAUUCCCAGACCAAGGAUAUCUUUGUCGAUAGACAUCACCAAUCUGAAUACAUUCUCUACAACCCUUCAAAUAUAAGUCAACUGAUAUACUGGACGGCUACGCGUGGUACGAAGACAGUAAUUUUCUUCCCCACUGUAAGGAUGACGCAGUUCUGCUACAUUUAUUUCAAACAUUUGGUGGGAAUAGAUAGACAGUUGCACGCACUUCACGGAGGAUUAUCGCCAGAGAAACGGAGAUACACAAUUGAUUUGUUUUCGUCAAUUGAUGAUGGUGUGUUAUUUUGUACAGACAUUGCAUCCUUGGGACUCAAUCUCGGCAAGGUCGAUCUAGUGGUUCACGUUGGAGCCCCGGAGUCAGUGGAUGUGCUGGCAGAUCGUGCGAACAUAGUUCAACGUGGAGAUAAUGAUGGCAAUAACCUACUUCUGUUACAUGACCUGGAUGCUCACGUGCUCUACGAGGCAGCACAACUCAACUGUAACAUAACGCCGCGUCAAGACACUUGUCAUGAAGGGGUCCAUUUUGAGGUUCUACACUCUUGGGUUAACAAUCCUUGUUACCUAGCAUCAUGCGAGCUUAUGUAUAGAUCUUUGAUUGGAUACUACUGUAAUCAUGCAUACCGACUCAAGUUUCAGCGCUGGCAGGUACCUAGUCUGAUAUACGAAUUAAUUCGUUCCUUCGGUUUCGAAAACACAUUUAGUGUGACAAAACAGUUUGCUUCAAGGCUACAACUGUGGGACGCACCAGGACUCGUGGUAGAGAAUAAAUCGGCAAAAAAAACAGAACUUCAGGCCGCUGCAGCCGCCUACCCCGGCUUCCGGUCAAGGUUUUUGCAAACAAAUACAGCUACAUUCGACUAUAUGGCAAAAACAUGUGCGUUGAUUGGAACCUAA